This is a messenger RNA of Nycticebus coucang (slow loris), 864 nucleotides long. Its product is annotated as cysteine and glycine-rich protein 2. Bases 52 to 633 code for a protein of 193 amino acids. The transcript has a single exon. Gene Ontology annotation, cellular component: nucleus; Z disc; cytoplasm. The record is from RefSeq and is a predicted model, not a curated record. Gene Ontology annotation, biological process: sarcomere organization; muscle tissue development. Gene Ontology annotation, molecular function: actinin binding; structural constituent of muscle. Lineage: Eukaryota; Metazoa; Chordata; Mammalia; Primates; Lorisidae.
CUGUCGGCGCCCUGUCUGGUUCGGCCUUGCUGGCUCUGCCUCCGACCCGAAAUGCCUGUCUGGGGCGGUGGAAACAAGUGUGGGGCCUGCGGGAGCACCGUGUACCACGCCGAGGAGGCCCAGUGCGACGGCCGCAGCUUCCACCGCUGCUGCUUUCUGUGCAUGGUUUGCAGGAAAAAUUUAGACAGCACAACAGUGGCGAUUCACGAUGAAGAGAUCUACUGCAAAUCCUGCUACGGAAAGAAGUAUGGACCAAAAGGCUAUGGUUAUGGCCAGGGCGCGGGCACGCUCAACAUGGACCGCGGGGAGAGGCUCGGCAUCAAGCCCGAGAGUGUUCAACCUCACAGGCCUACAACAAAUCCAAACACUUCUAAAUUUGCUCAGAAAUACGGAGGUGCUGAGAAGUGUUCCCGGUGUGGGGAUUCCGUAUACGCUGCCGAGAAAAUAAUUGGAGCUGGGAAGCCCUGGCAUAAAAACUGCUUUCGAUGUGCCAAGUGUGGGAAGAGUCUUGAAUCGACAACUUUGACUGAAAAAGAAGGUGAAAUCUAUUGUAAAGGAUGCUAUGCUAAGAACUUUGGGCCCAAGGGCUUCGGCUAUGGCCAAGGAGCAGGGGCUCUCGUUCAUGCUCAGUGAAGAUGAAAACCCAGAACUAAGCAUCGCCCACCGAGAAUCUCUUCAUACUCUAGGCACAGAUCUUGUACCACUAAACUACUGUGAAAUUCCACCAGCAUUUUAUGGUUACCCUGUUCCUGGAUAGGCUGGCUAACUUGUAGGAAGAGAGCACUGUAUCCUUUUGCUUUAUUCUCCAGCGUUUUUAAGAACCAUUUCUUUUUAAAUAAAACUUCAGCUUGAAAAAAAAUAAAA